GUGCAACGGCCGCCCGCGGACGAACAGCGCCGUCCAAGCCAACGUCGGAGACAGGGCCCAGUGCCGUGCGGACCAGUUCCCGAGAAAAACCGGAAAAGUCAAGCCCCCGGCGAGGUGUCCCACAUGAACAACCCGGGAGCUGAAAGAUGGCGACCGAUGGCCAUAUCGAAUCCGUCCACCAAGUUGCGAAUGGCAAGAUCCAUGCCCCAUUGGGUCAUGGCGCAGCAGCAGCAGCGGGAAGCAGAGCAGCAGCAUCAUCGACCGCCGACGCCCCCGAAGAUCCCGCCGCCGUCGCUCUCCGGGGACUGUGGUGACCCCGACUACGAGAUCAUCGAGUUUCCGACCCGACCGCAAGCCCAGAAACCCUCGACGCCCCAAUCGAAUGUCGGUAAGUGCGCCCUGUGCGGCACCGAGAACGUGUUCGCGCGUUGCGACACGUGCAACGAGAACUUCUGCGAGGCCUGCGACGACAUGAACCACAAGCACCCGAAGCGGAGAGGCCACGUCCGCAGAAGGAUCCUGACCGACCACGCGAGCAGAAGCAGACCGCCGCUACCGCCGAAGGGGGAGAACCUGUUGAAUCCUCCGCCGGUGCCGCCGCCACGGAGGAAUCGCAAGACCACUCAGGCUAAAUCGGCGCUAGCCAAAGGAUCUGCGCAACUCCCUUUGCUCGACAAGGUCGGGAGCUUGAAGCGCAAUUUUUCCAAUACGAAACCGCCGCCGGACUCGAGCGCAAGAGUAUCGAAAUCUACGAGUACUUUAAACGCAUCUUCCAACGAUACUGGAUCAGGAACAGAUAAAAUGACUACUCUACAGGAGAGAUACAGAAAGUAUCAGGAGGUAAUGAGGGCUCAAGACGCGAACAGGCGACGACACCCGUCCGCUGAUACAAGGGAUACGUUGAGUGGAAGACCACUCGGCAUAGGCAGUCCGAAACCGGCACCGCCGCUUCCACCCCCGCCUCCCAGAACCAUGAUACAAUCAGCCAGCGUUUGCGACUUGACUGCUGCUCAUAUGUGGAACCCGGGAAUGCAUCAGGCCCAAUCGAUGGCGCAUCUCGGGCCCGGCGGUAUGCCGGUGAUGUGGUACCCGCCGGCCAACUCCUGGGAUAUGUCGAUGGGAGGCUCCGCCGUGAGCCUGCAUCAUCCAAACGCGUGGGGAUACCCCGUGGGCUAUCCGUCAGCGCAAAUGCUACCUCCGCAUUAUCCGGGAUCUCUUUCUAGAGGACACAGUCCGGCCAGGAGCGUGAAAUCCAGCAGGAGAUCGAGACCGGCGUCUCCGUCUCCCAGCCUGAAAUCCAGGAAGUCUUACGCUUCGAGAUCGCGAUCGAAGAGGUCACCCGGGUCACCGUCGGACGCAAGCUCCGAGAACUCCGACGAGUCCGAUAUCGACGACAGACUUUCCCGUGGAUCCAGAAGUAGACGCGGCAGCGUUCCCAGAAGCAUACGACAACGAGGCUACCAUGACGAAGAUGCCAGAAGCCUCGUCUCCAGAGGCCGACGAGAGGGCUUAAGAUCCGAGGAGAGAACGAUGAAUAACGAGGACCAAUGGUCCGAAAGUCCGUCCAGUAAACGAUAUCCGACAUCCUCGCGAAACUGUGACGAACUUGAAAAAAGCAACACUAUCUCUUCUGGACGGCGAUACAGCAACGAUGACCGCUCGGCCUCCAAGACGGAUCCUCGGCUGGAUCGCAUUCAAAACGGAACUUAUCGCGACCGCCGAAGGCGAAGUACCGACGACGAGUCCUCUGAUCGAAGAGUUAACACACCAGGUCGAGCACGAGUUACGAGCUCGUCUGACGAUCACUUCGAGAGGGUGGAGAACGCUUUAAAGAGGGCGUCGUCCCUACGAAGGGACAUCAUGCUGGACGACCUGGAACGAUCCUCCGCUCGUCGCGAUUCUCGCAGAUCGUCCUUCGAGAGCGACGGCCAGAUCAGAAAGACUCCUUCCCGAGACGUAACUUCCCCGAAAAGAACGGCUGGAGAAAGAACGCGCCUCCUGGAAAGACAGUCUUCUCAAGGAGGACAUUCAGAUAUGGAUCGCGCGAACAUGGACGAGGUCGAAUCACGCUCAACAAGAAGAGAACAACAAUUGCGCGACGUCUCGCGAGAGCGCGAGCUCCUCGCGAGAAGAGAGUCGUUCCGGCGAAAAGACACUCUUGACGAUCUCGACCGGACCUCGAACAAACGAAGUUCCGGCAGAUCCUCGCUCGAAUCCGACAAUCAAGGUCUUAGAAAAACGCCCUCCAAGGAAAUGCCGAUGCGAAAACAGGGGGACAAGGAAGAACGGGAUUUACCGGAAACGAUAGGUGAUCUUCAGGUUACAGAUCGUCAGCGAUCGAUCGAUAAGGACCAGUCGAAGGAUCCGACACGAGCCGCCGAGGCUCAACAGAAGAAACAGGACAACGCUGAGACGAAGCAGCAGCAGCAGGAGCGGGCAUCUCAGAAGGAACCAAAGACGGUAAAGAGAGACACGGUCGAAGGUACGAGUGCGUUAUCUAAGAAAAUCGCACCCGGCGAGAUGGAAAUUCCGAAAGAGGAAUGGGCCUGCGAGCAUUGCACCUUCAUCAACAAGCUCAACGAUCGCGUCUGCGUGGUUUGCUGCAAGACGAGGAGCAGCGCUCUGCCACCGAGCACCGAUGACCCCGUGGCCGGGCCGGUCGAGCCGCGAGCGAAGAACGAGACGUCGAGCAGCGUCGGCGAUCCCAAUCGCGAACCCGAGAAGCGGACCAAGAAGAUCUCCAACAGCGAAGAGAGCGGCGACAGCGGAUCCGUCAAGAAUAAAGAAGCGAUUGUUCCAGAGAACGAUUCUCUCGUAGAGAACUCAAAAGCUACGCUCACGGCUGUAGCCUCGCAAGCGAAAGAAGCGUCGACAGACGCGACAUUGCCGGUCGAUGAGAACUUGUCGUUAGAAGCAUCGUCCUCGGCGUUAACGUCUUCUUCGAUUGCGAGCACUUCCCAGGCGGACGCAAACGCGACGUCGCGCGAGGAAAAGAUUGGAGGAAAACUUUCGAAGGGCCAUUCGGUAUCCACGGGAACGUCUCCUCCGCCGCAAAGUAUCUCGACCCAAACUUACGACUGUCUCCCUGCAAAAGGGACUCUCGGAAGAUCCGCGUCGGUAGCGACAUCAAAGAGUUACUUGUAUUACGACGAUAGCGACGGCGAGACGGAGCAUUUGUUUCAGGAACAAACCGGAUUCGCAAACAGUCCCGAUUUGUAUCCUCGUGCGUUGCAGGAACAGUAUCUUCAGCAGCUGAUAACCGGGCAGAGAAGCAGAGAGCGGACCAGAAGAAACUCCCUCGACUCGACUCACCUCUAUUAUCGUUCCAGGGAACCCAGCCUACCGAGAUACGCGGAGGCAGGUUCCAGCGCCAGCCAGGGGAUCUCCACGUUGACGCGCCAAGGAUUGGAGAUAGUGGAGAUCCUGCGGGAGGCCGAGAAGCAGGGAUUCACGACCGACGAUGUCCAGGUCGCGUUGGCGCAAGGCGCACCGAAUCCGAUCGAGUGGCUUCAGACGCAGUGGCCGCAUCUGGUGGAGACAGUGCAGGUCCUGGUGACCGCGCAGGGCAAGGAAUUGAAGGAGAACAGCAUCGGCGCGCUGUCGCCGGCCGAGGCGAAAGAGGCCCUGCGAUCUGUCAAGGGUGACAUGUGGAACGCAGUCGCGACGGCGAUUCAACGCAGGCAGCAGAAAUGCGAACAGAUCAUGGGAAGGGGUAACUUCGCGCUCGCGGACGUUGUCAGAGCUCUCGACAAUAACGCCGGUAUCGAGGACGCCACUCUGCUCGAGCUGCAGAAGAAUCAGCUCAAGCCUUUUUUAAUGAGGAUCUGGGGUCCUCCGGUCGGGGUGGAAAAUGAGGAGGCUGCACCGCACAGAGACGCAGCGGGUGCGGUCGGCGGGACGGGAAUCGGUCCCAUGGAACAAGUUCCGAAUGUGUCCGAUACGGAGGCGCAGAAGCAGGUAAUGUCACCAAUUGUUGAUCAUUUCGUGGCGUUGCAGGCCGACUUUCAAAAGCAACUGGCGGCCCUCAGAGAACUGACCGAUAACUGGCGACACGAGAAAGAUCCCCCGAACAAAUUGGGUAAUAAUAAGUCUGAUAAUCUGUACGACCGCUCUGAUGUGCCCACUGUUCUAAUCGAUGCAAAUCUGGUCCCAAGGGCCGUACAACGAGCGCCCGACGUAGCGGAGCCGAGCGAUCUUGCGAUCACGCGGCAAGAGCAGGCGACCGUAGAUUCGCGGGACGACUCAAAGUACUCGUUGAACGCUACGAAGCCGACAGAAGGCCUGGACCAAGUAGACGCCGCGUUGCCCACGAAAAUUCCCGCAGCCACGGUCGAUGAUCUCGCGAGGACAAGUGCAAUGGACUCCUCACGCGCGCCUGAACGCUCCUCGAAAAUUGACAAUGCCGAUCGUUUGAGAACCGGAGAACCGUCGGCGAUCGACACCGACGAAGCUGCUGUGCGAAUUACCGCGACCGAGCUGUCAAAGUCCGCUGGUCGGAAAAGUGAAAGCGACGACGUCGGGGCGAAACGGACCACGCGGUCGCGCGAGAGCGCGAGAGAGACGCGUGCCGGCACCUCGACGGCAUCGAUCGACGAAGCUGUAGUGGCGACGGAAGUUACGGAUUCGCAGGGACAGGAAAGAUUAUCGCCAAAUAACGUCGGAGUUGAAGUAUCCUCAUCGCGCGGAACUUCUGCGCUUGACACAACGAAUAAUACGGAACCGGGUCAGCCCACUUGUACGCGCCAGGAAACUUGGAGUGGCCCUGAAUUACCCUCUACGGUAGGACGGGGCACCGCGACGGGGAACAGCGAGUCACUCGUCGAAGUUGGGAAGUCUGCGGAAUCGAGCGGCGCACUCGGUGUCUCUUUUCAGAAUUCGAGUGCUCCCAAACGAGCCGAUACAUCGCCGCAAACGCCAUCGCGGGACGAAGCCCCGGUCGCGGACACGGAGAAAGUAGUCGCGGGUGCAUCCGAGAGGGAUCUUUCCGCGCGGGAACAAUCUGAUGUACGUGUCACGAGGGAAAUCCCCAGGCGGAACGACGAGCCGCACGCCGUGGCGGUGGAGACUCUGCUGUCCGCCGUGAAAUCGCUGCCGGAGCAGUUUUUGACGCCGUUCAUAGCUGCGAUGCAAAUGCUGUCGCCCGGGAAAGGCGACGUCAACGCAACUUCCGACGUGCAGCUCAUGAACCGAUUAAAUACUUUGCGCAAUAUGAAGACGGACGAGCCCGAAACCGGCGUGUCUGAGGCGGGGAUCAACGACAUCGACGCUCCUCGGGACUCGGCGACAACAGCCGUUGCACCGAGGAACGUUGACGAAGAACCGCCUGUCUCCGUGCUUGGGGAAAAAACUGAAUCGCAGUCGCUUCGGGAACAGGAUCGACAGGGUAGGCGUCCAGACGGAAGCCCCGAAAAAUUGAGACGCAGCAAGAGCACCGAUAAGAAGAUCGAUAGACCUAAACUUCCGGAUUCUCGGAUGGCAAAAUCCCGGUCGAGCGUCCCGGACAUCAAGCAACAGCAUCAGGAUGUCAGAUCGGUACGUACAGACGCGAACCAGUCUAACAUUUCGCAAACUAACAUCGCAACGGAUCUGACAUCCGAAACGUUUUCCGAUUCGGUGGACUUAAUGGGCAAAGACAAUCCCGAAGAGUCGCAGACUACGAGCGAAGCGGCAGCGACGAGCGUAGGAGUGGCCGAAGUGUCGCGAACGGACGUCGGCGGGGAAAUGCAUUCACGUAAGAAUUCUUUAGGGAUAGUUGACGCGCCCGUGAGAAAUAACGAAGACAGAUCUGUCGAGGACGAGGCGGAAUCGAGGGCGAGAUCAGCUGUGGAGAUGCAUCCAGGUGAAUCAUCGAGCUCUCACGUGCGGCCGUUAACAGCAUCCUCGGCGCAUGAUCAAUUUGUCGCCCACGAACCUCCCGAGCUUACAGUCGCAUCCGGCGAUCGCUCGACUGAUACGUCAUCGUCAUCAUCAAAGGAAGCGGAAAGCUCUUCCGAAAAUGCAUCUCAUGAAAAGCUUCUCGUUGAUAACAUUGAGCCACUUCUAAAAAGUGACUCGUCGCCGGGCGAAAGUUCAUUAGCUUCAAUAAACGAUUCUAACGCGGGACGAUCCGCCUGUCGAUCGACGACGGAAACGAAUGUCCCGCCAAGUGACCCGAUCGUGCAUAAUUCUAACGCUGAUCAUCCGCCUGUUUACGAAAUAACAAUGAACGCGACUAAUACGCAACCGGCGAGCAAACAGGAUAUUAACAAACGAGACGAACGACAGUCGGGCGAUUCAUCUCACGCGCAUGUUCCCACAUCAGCUUCGCCGAUCUCGUCAAUUUCAUCUGCCGCGAAAGUACCCGAUCAUUCUGCCGACGUUAAAUCACCGCCCGUCGAAAUAUUCGAUAAUCACGGAACGACAUUGCGUCAUGAUAAAAAUGAUACAAAGCCGAUCGUUCCGAAAAAUGCGGUGCACGUUUCGGAAAAAGUAGAACAGACAAUUUCGGUCACAUAUCACACUCCCGCGAGCGACGAUAAAAAUGAAACUACGCUGAAAGAAAACGUGCCCGUUGAGCAAAAUACGACCAAUGAUUUAUCCAUUACUCAAUCGCGAUCCGAUGAAAAUAUCCCACCGCCAUUAACACACUCGCGUGCCCCCGAGGAAAUGGAUUUAAACAAUCCGCGUGAUCAAGGGGAGGAAAUUGCACUCGCCUUGGCGGAGACUGACGGUUCGAUGAUCGAGCGGACUGCAGACGUGCCAUCCUUGACGGAUUCGCAGAAUGUUACGAAUCAGGAUGACUCAUUCCUUCCGACAAAUAAUCAGGAAAUAAUUGCACUCUCGCGCAAUCGCGUAACGCACGCGAGCAUAACGCCACCCUCUUUCUCAAAAAAUAAUGUCCGAGUCGAUACUUGCCCCGAAAAUACUUCGCAGCUUGAAAUAUCGAGCAGCUGUGACGACCCCGAAACUUCUAAGGGCGUUAAAAUUUCAGAGGAUAGCGAAGUAGCACCUACGGUACCUAUUCCUGAAGCUCCGAAACUUAAUGUCGAUGGAAACCUCGCUGAAAAUAUUAACAAGCCCCCCGACGAAAAUGCACAGUUACGCGAGUUAUCGAACGGUAAUACGUCGGAUAACACGUCUCCCCCGUUGUCUGUCGAACACGGUCCUCCCUUAGAAUCGACAAAAAGUAUUUCGUAUCCCGUGGAACGCGAUGAGGAACCUUAUCUCGAGGAUAAAGUUUCUCAAUCUCGCGACGACAGGAGACAGGACGCGCAAACGUCAAAUUCAACAACAAGGAACAUCUUACAUGCGCUUAAAAAUUUCAAUAUAUUCUUCGCAGCGCCGACCGAGGGGAGAAAUAUUGCUUCAACAGUCAACAAAGACUCUCUCCCGGAUCCUAUUAUAGCGAAUGUCAGCGACGUGACGCCCGGAAUACCUGACACCUUUGAAAUAAAGAUAUCGGAAUCGCCGGUAACAACGGUAAACGAUUGCGCGCCGGUAAAAGAUAUCGCGGGUAUCGUCGAGCGCGAGAUCGAAGGCUUCGAUACGAUCGGCGGGGAGAACGCGAGAGACGCCGUGUCCGGGGACGGAAUUUUAAUCGUCGCGCGUAACGAACGGGUUGAGCCGGCGUCGUCGAAAUUAUCGGGUAACGAAAGCGCGACAGAAAAAAAUACAGAGCAAGUAAAUCAAUCUCGUAAAAGCGUAAUUGCAAAGCCCGUCGUCGUGAAGUACAGAUCGAGAUCGCCUCUUAAAAAGAUCGUCCGAAGAAAGUCGCCCGUUAAAAUAGUGAAAAAAUCAGGUAGCGUUCCGAGGAAGAAUUUAGCGUGGAAAAGCGCAAGUCCGUACAGCGCGAGCGUGACAAAAGCGAAAGCAACGGCUGGCGAGAUUGCUAAAAGCUCGAAUCGAGCGGCGCAAUCCGAUGAAUCGCGAAUUAAAGAACCCUUAAAGUCCACGCGUAUCGGGACAGGCGGUAAUGAUAAGUCGAUUAUUGGCGAGAAAAUUGUGAUAAAAAUGGCAGAAGAUAAUUUAAAACCUAAAACGUUUUCACCGCCGGAAAUGCUGGACAAAGCUGUUAAACAGCCAUUAAAUAAUAUCAGCGUGCAAAAAGCUACGGGAAGUAUCAGGGUAAAUGAUAAUAAAAAGGUUUCUACGUCCGGUACGGAAAAAAUAUCGAUAGUUAACAAUGCGACCAAUCCCGAAUCGCAAACCAAAUUGCCUAUUGUUAAAAAAUAUAAUGGAAAUAAAUCGGAAAAUUCUAAAAAGAGUACGCUCGAAUAUUCUAAAAACAAAAAUAUUGAAGAUAAGAAAAAUAUCGAGGUUGAAAAUAAAAACCCGACGGGCUCGAAAGGUAUUAAAAAAGCGGGAGUUUUCGAAAAUCAAGCAAUAAAGAAUAUAAAUCACAAAACUGAAAUCUCGAAUGGUGAUAGAGUUCCAGUCAAAACGAAGAAAGAUAAUUUAAAACCGAAAACAUUCUCGCCGUCAAAAAUACCCGUUUUGGUGCAACGAAAAGUCACACAAUCUGCAGACACUGUCUCAUCAAAUACUUGUAAAAUAAAUGUCACUGACACGGUAAAGAGUGGGUCAACGAAAUUGCCAGUAAUGUCGCAAGCAGUUUCGAAGGUGUCUUUAAAAAUUCAGGAAAGAGCUAACGUAUUGAACCCGCCAGCCAUGCGGAAAAUUGAGUCCAAGGAUACUAACAAACUAAUGGGAAAUCAAAUUAAAUCUAGUAACGGGAGGGCGAUUGAAAUUACAGAAAAUGUGAAAGACAAGCAAAUCUUGGAGGAGAAUGCUAAAGAGAGUACCGUGGAGAGUGAAGAAACCGAAGAACCUCCGAAAGUUAAGUCAAUAGAAUCGGAAUUAAACGAGAAUUCACAAGCGUCGAACUCGAGGCAUAACGAUCCGCCCGCGGAUCUUGGCAAACAAUUGGAAGUCGAAAACGCAAUCGAGGAAAGCUCGGAUGCUUUCAGCUCCGAUUCCGAGUAUUCUGAAGAGGGCGAAGACACAGGAACGGCGAAGUACAUUUCUGAUCAUAACUCGGAAUACAAUUCCGUCGAGGAGUUCACGGACGCGGAGUUGUUGUUGGAGAAAACGCUAAAUGAGAUCAGGUCUGAAAUAUCGGCGUCUGAGGAAGAGUGCACGGGCGAGUCCGAGGAAAGUGAGGACGUCACUUAUUCGUACGAGACGGAGAGCCACGAUCAUAAUUCCACGUCGUCCGAAGACUCGCUCGACGAACGGGAGAUUGAGUCGAGCGAGCUCGAAGAUUCGGCGGAAGAGGACGUGUACGAAGAACCACCGUCCGAGGAAGAGGAGGCGAAUGAACGGGUCGAAACUUCGGGACAAUUUCGAGUGCCUGAUAAGGAGGCCGACGGUAUGACACACGAUGAAACGAGUGGCAACGAAGCCAACAUUUCGAAGAGAACAGAGAGCAGCUCUCAGGUCACACAAGAAGAUGGGGAAAGUAAUUGCAAGGCAUCAACGGAGGCCGCCUCUGCGGUCAUUGAAUUAUCUCGACCGGAAACAAACGCGGGAAUCAAUGAAAAGGCAUUAAAAGUUUCUCAGAAUCUUCAAACAGAUUCGGCGUCUUCAACGGAGACAGAACGGAGUAUAAAGUCCAAGGGAGACGUCCAUUCAGAAAAGAGCGAUUCAAAGAAGAAUGAGACAAAGCUCGAGGGCGCGAGCGAAGCUGAGGCGAGAGAUCAGUCGAUAGCGCAGAACGGUACGCUGAAGAUAAUCACGAGUAACGAGUCGCGAGAGAAACGCGCGAAGGUAGGUCGAAGGGCGAGUACAGGGAGCAAAGAGAUAAAAAUCGAGAGAGAUGAUACGUUAAAGGGGGUGGAUCGGGCGCGAGCGCCCAAGAAACGGUUCUCCCUCGUAGCCAGUUGCAUCCGUCGGUUCGAGGGCGAAGAGAACGCCGUAAGGGCGCACGUGGAGAGCAUCGGGCGCCGGAGACAGGCAUCUCCCAAAACGGAGCGGGAGAGAAUAGCGCGUCGUCUCCUGGCGGAGGGUCGAGCCGCGAAUUACGAUGAGGCCGAGGUCGCCGCAAGUUUGCUGGCCCUCAAGUUCGGGGACGCCGAGGCGCUCCAGGCCGCGAAAGAAUGCCCCAGCGUGGAAGCGGCGCUGGCCUUCUUGCAGCAGGAGUGCGAGCUGUGCACCGGUCGUUUUGCGAUGAGCCAAAUAGUGUCCAUGCUGAAGUGCACACAUCGCUGCUGCAACGAAUGCGCGAAGAAUUACUUCACCAUUCAGAUCAGCGACAGGAACAUCACGGAUGCCGUUUGUCCGUACUGCAAGGAGCCUAAUCUGAAGGACGCGGGUGAAGACGAGGUUCUUGAGUACUUCAGCAACCUGGACAUCCAGCUGAAGACUCUGCUGGACCCGCCGAUCCACGAGCUCUUCCAAAGGAAGCUCAGAGACCGGACUCUGAUGCAGGAUCCGAAUUUUAAGUGGUGCAUCCAGUGUUCGAGUGGAUUUUACGCCGAUCCCCAUCACAAGCGUUUAAUCUGUCCCGAUUGUCGAUCUGUCACUUGUGCCUCUUGCCGAAGACCGUGGGAAAAACAACACGAGGGAAUCUCGUGCGAGAAAUUUGCCGCCUGGAAGGACGAGAACGAUCCCGACAAUCAAGCCGCGGGUUUGGCCAAACAUCUGGCCGACAAUGGCAUCGACUGCCCUAAGUGCAAGUUCCGUUAUUCGCUGUCUCGAGGAGGUUGCAUGCAUUUCACGUGCAGCCAGUGUAAAUAUGAGUUCUGCUGCGGUUGCGGCAAGGCUUUCAUGAUGGGGGCGAAAUGUGCGGUCAGCCCUUAUUGCGCCAAGCUGGGCCUGCACGCCCAUCAUCCGCGCAACUGCCUCUUCUACCUUCGCGACAAGGAGCCGGCGCAGCUGCAGCAGUUGCUCCGAGAGAACGGCAUCGGCUACGACACCCAGGGCCCGGUCGGGGAGCGUAGGUGCAAGGUGCAACUGCAGAAGGAAACACCGACCGGAGUCGUGGACACCGUUUGCAAUUCCGACGUCGUCGAGGGCCACGCCGGUCUGUGCAGGACUCAUUACGUCGAGUAUCUAGUUCGAAAGAUCCGUUUGACGCAGCUGGAACCGCUGCCCUUGCUAAACGUGGACGAUCUCGAAACGUGCGUGCGACGCGCCGGGCUGAAACGGCCCGCGAACUGGCAGCACUACAUUGAGUACCUGGCGGGCCUGGUGCUCAAGGGCCGGCUGGAUCCCGCGGCGAUCUUUGACUUGAACGACGCCAGGCAAGAGUUGCGCCGACGGGGAAAAGUCCCCCCUGCGAAGGACCAGGAAAUGUCCGAGCGGGAUUACCUCGAGGCUUGCAUUCAGGUCGUAAAGCAGGAGAUUCCGCUGGAGUGACUGCGGAGGAGAAUCUCGGGGCAAAAAAAUCGGACGCGCGCGUAUCCGAGGCCAUAAGCGACCAGACCGUAUAUUGUGUAGGGUAUUCAUUUCACUCUCACGGACCACAUGGGAGCCCACGGGGUGAAAAUAACGUAGGACCACGGUACCAGGAGUAUUGUAAUACGAAGCGUCAUUUAGUUGUAAUGUCGUAAAUUGUUUAUUCUUCGACGCGGCGUGAUUUGUAUCUUAACUCGACGUUUCGUUCGCAAAAACCAUUCGUAGAUACUCGGCGAGAAGAAACGGCGCUCGUCUCUACGUGCUCUACUUGUUAACAGCCAAAGAAGCGCAACAGCGCAGUCGAAUGUUUCUUUACUUCUUGAUGGAUAGAGCAAUUAUUAAUGGGAGUUAUAUAAUUAAUGUUUGAGAAAUAUGUAUUUAUUUCUGCUUUAUAUUACUGUUUUCCAAGAAAUAGACGAUUUGAUUUAAGAAAGUAGUCGCAGCAUUCAUAAAGUCCUUCUUUCUAAUCUUAAUAAAAAUCAUCGAUCUGUAUCUAUACCUUUCUAAUCUUAAUAAAAAUCGACAAUCUGUAACUGUU
Vollenhovia emeryi is the source of this 11911-nucleotide messenger RNA. RefSeq lists its product as uncharacterized. Gene Ontology annotation, cellular component: LUBAC complex. Gene Ontology annotation, biological process: protein linear polyubiquitination. The record is from RefSeq and is a predicted model, not a curated record. Bases 124 to 11334 code for a protein of 3736 amino acids. The transcript has 21 exons. NCBI's taxonomy places the organism in Eukaryota, Metazoa, Arthropoda, Insecta, Hymenoptera, Formicidae. Gene Ontology annotation, molecular function: ubiquitin protein ligase activity; K63-linked polyubiquitin modification-dependent protein binding; K48-linked polyubiquitin modification-dependent protein binding.